AUGGCGUGGGUUCCUGCGGAGUCUGCGGUGGAGGAGUUGAUGCCACGGCUUUUGCCGGUGGAGCCCUGCGACUUAACGGAAAGUUUCGAUCCCAGCGUACCUCCGAGCACUCCCCAGGAAUACCUGAGGCGGGUCCAGAUCGAAGCAGCUCAAUGUCCAGAUGUUGUGGUAGCUCAAAUUGACCCAAAGAAGUUGAAAAGGACGCAAAGUGUGAAUAUUUCUCUUUCAGGAUGCCAGCCUGCCCCGGAAGGAUUCUCCCCUACUCUUCAGUGGCAACAGCAGCAAGUGGCUCAGUUUUCAACUGUUCGGCAGAGUGUGAACAGACAUAGAAGUCACUGGAAAUCACAACAGUUGGAUAGUAAUGUGACCAUGCCAAAAUUUGAAGAUGAAGAAGGCUGGAAAAAAUUUUGUCUAGGUGAAAGGUUAUGUGCUGAAGGUGCUAUUGGACCAGCUGCAAGUGAAAGUCCUGGAAUCGAUUAUGUACAAAUUGGUUUUCCUCCCUUGCUUAGUAUUGUUAGCAGAAUGAAUCAGUCAACAGUUACUAGUGUCUUGGAAUAUCUGAAUAAUUGGUUUGGAGAAAGAGACUUUACUCCAGAAUUGGGAAGAUGGCUUUAUGCUUUAUUGGCUUGUCUUGAAAAACCUUUACUACCGGAGGCUCAUUCACUGAUUCGGCAGCUUGCAAGAAGGUGCUCUGAAGUGAGGCUUUUGGUGGACAGCAAAGAUGAUGAAAGGGUUCCUGCUUUGAAUUUAUUAAUCUGCUUGGUUAGCAGGUAUUUUGACCAGCGUGACUUAGCAGAUGAGCCAUCUUGA
Molecule: messenger RNA, 810 nt
Organism: Rangifer tarandus platyrhynchus (Svalbard reindeer)
Lineage: Eukaryota; Metazoa; Chordata; Mammalia; Artiodactyla; Cervidae
Source: the annotation of a GenBank genome assembly